AUGCCGCGUCCGAGCCGCAAAAUUACCGCAUCCGCGUCGCAAACUCACCGCAUCCGCGCCUCCAACUUCCCCCUUCCGCACUGCAAACUUUCCGCAUCCUGCGACGAGCCGCCGCCGCCGCCGGUCCGCCGCGCCAGCCUGCGCCUCUCCGCCGAGAACAUGGUCUCCGUGGCGAACGGCGGCGCCGUAACGCCUUCGGGGGCGCUCCGCCACUACUUGCAGCGGCCGCAGCCGCGCUCUUCCCUCUCGCUACGCGUCGACUGCGCGGAGCUCGCGCCCGCCGCCAUGACGCCGGACGCCGUAUCGUGUGGCGUCCGCACGCCGCGACAGUCGGCGCGCAACUGCCCGCCCGCCGUGUCCCCGCCCGACCUCUUCGAUUUC
Molecule: messenger RNA, 381 nt
Organism: Iphiclides podalirius (scarce swallowtail)
Lineage: Eukaryota; Metazoa; Arthropoda; Insecta; Lepidoptera; Papilionidae
Source: the annotation of a GenBank genome assembly